This is a messenger RNA of Colletotrichum lupini, 1797 nucleotides long. RefSeq lists its product as uncharacterized. The record is from RefSeq and is a predicted model, not a curated record. The coding region runs from base 1 to 1797 and encodes 598 amino acids. The transcript is spliced from 5 exons. Lineage: Eukaryota; Fungi; Ascomycota; Sordariomycetes; Glomerellales; Glomerellaceae.
AUGAUUCCGCCGCCGCCUGAUCCAUAUUUCGACAACCAAUCUCUCCCAUCAAUCUGGGGUAACUCGACAGUAACUGGAUAUGGGCAGACGGCUUCGAUAUCUUCUCAGAGCUUCACGUUAGAAAGCCUUACAAUGGAGGGUCCAUUUGAUGCAGUCGUCGUCGGUGCCGGCUGGUUCGGUCUCGCAGCCGCCAAGGCCUACUCACAACUCCACCCGACCGCGAACCUCGCUGUCCUAGAAGCUGCCGAGUCUUGCGGAGGAACAUGGUCCAAGAACCGCCUCUACCCCGGCUUGAAGUCGAACAACAUGAUUGGGACCUACGAGUACCCUGACUUUCCCAUGUCCGAGUCCGUGUACGGCGUCAAGCCCAACAACCACGUCCCGGGCGCGGUCCUGCACCGCUACCUUACCGAUUUCGCCAAGCACUUUGGCUUCUUCGAUCGCAUUCAGUUUAAUACCGCUGUCAACCUGGUGGAGAGGAAUGGCGAGAAGGGUUGGCGACUUUCUGUUGCCUCACCGGCAGGAGAGCGCGUUAUCCAGACUGAGAAGCUCAUCCUGGCAACAGGGCUGACCUCGACGCCGAAUCUUCCAACUUACUCAGGAGCCGAGUCUUUCUCGGGGCCUCUGUUUCAUGCAAAGGACUUCUGCAAGAGGGCAUCAGAGCUCAAAGGAGUCAAGAAUGCCGUAGUCGUAGGCGGGGCAAAGUCUGCAUUCGAUGUUGCCUAUGCCUUGAUUGCGCCCCCCUUUGUCACACCUUUCAAGAAGAGAAUGGACCAGUUGCUGAACAUCCGUUGGAUGUCAUGGUUCAGCCCGUGUCCUUGGGGUGGCGAAGACGGCUACUCGGGUGUCCGGCAAUUCCUUCACGGGACCACCUUUGGCCGCUUCAUUGUCGAUUCGUUCUGGAAGGUGCUGAGCGGCGACGUUCUCUCAGCCAACGCGUACGACUCUCACCCUGAGCUUCAGAAGCUGAAGCCUUGGCACUCGGCGUUCUGGAUUGGUAGCGGUCUUAGCAUCUUGAACUACGACAGCAGUCUUUUCGAUUUGGUCAAGGAGGGCAAGAUUCGGGUUCACAUUGACAACAUCGAUAGACUGGAGGGCAACAAGGUCUUCCUGUCUUCUGGCGAGCAACUCGAGACUGAGGCGAUUGUUUGCUCCACCGGCUGGAAGAAGGAGUCGACCAUCAAGUUUGCCGGUCUCAACGAGGAGAAGCUCGGCCUCAAAUACUCUGCAACUGAGAAACGGGCUUUAGACCAAGAAGCGGACGCCAAAGUUCUUGAGCUCUUCCCUCGGCUGGGAGAUCAACCUAAACUGAGAUUCACUCCUAAGGAGGCAAACCCCUUGCGUUACUACCGCUUCAUGGUUCCCUCCACAAUGGUGGGCUCUCGCGAUCUCGCCUUUGCCGGUAUGAUCUCAACAGUCAGCACUUCAGUCUGCGCCACUAUUCAAGGACACUGGAUUGCCGCCUUCUUGGGUGGCCAGCUGGAUCGUCUCCCUACAUCUGAUCAGGAGAUUACGGACGAGAUUAUGCUGCACACACAAUGGGGCAAGUGGCGUUACCCCUGCGGCUACGGUGCCGACCUUCCUGACUUUGUUUUUGAGGGCUUGCCAUACGUCAACAUGUUGAUGAAGGAUCUUGGAGUAGAGACACACCGCAAGUCAAGUCGCCUUCAGGAGCUUACAUCGCCCUACCUACCGGCUGACUUCCGUGGUCUGGUUGAUAAGUGGAAGCAGGGUCACGGUGCCAGCGAAAUCGAAAUUGCCACACAUAAGGUUGUUACUUCAGGGACGGAUGAAUGA